Molecule: messenger RNA, 3919 nt
Organism: Nymphalis io (European peacock)
Lineage: Eukaryota; Metazoa; Arthropoda; Insecta; Lepidoptera; Nymphalidae
Gene: Ero1L
Product: ero1-like protein
Exons: 2
Coding region: 215-1774 (519 amino acids)
Biological process (GO): protein folding in endoplasmic reticulum
Cellular component (GO): endoplasmic reticulum; endoplasmic reticulum membrane
Molecular function (GO): protein-disulfide reductase activity; FAD binding; thiol oxidase activity
Source: RefSeq, a predicted model, not a curated record
AGUCGUGUUGAUUCUAAAUGCAAUUGUGUUUGUCAAAACGAAAUGUUUAGACGUUUGUGAAUGUACGUACCAUCGUUGUUACUUAUUCUACUUUCGAAUUUUUUAUUUUAGAUUUCUAGUACAAAUUACCUAGUGUUAUGUAAAUUCAUACUAAAUUAUAAAUGUACUGUGAAGAAUUAUCUCGAGAAUUCGCCUUAUAUUUAAAAUCAGUGCAAUGACUUCGAAACUUUCGAAAAUGGCUAAUAAAAAUUGUUGUGUUAUGUUUAUAAUUUUCGCUCUCGCGAUAGUUCAAGCGGUCGGUUACGACACGGAACUGUAUGAAACAUCAGCAUGCGAUAGUACAGCAUGUUUUGACGCUCUUCACGGAGCUCUCGGAGACUGUUCCUGCAACGUCGAUACGAUCGACUAUUUUAAUAACGUAAAAAUAUUCCCGCGAAUACAGAGUCUGGUAACCAAGGACUAUUUUAGAUUUUACAAGGUCAAUUUAAAGAAAGAAUGUCCAUUUUGGGCGGACGAUAGCAGAUGUGCGAUGAAAUACUGUCACAUUAAAACCUGUUCGAAGGAAAGUAUUCCGGGUUUCGAAAGCGGCUACGAGAAUGAACAAGAAGAGGAGGUGCCAGCCGCGAAGUAUACACAAGAGGCGCAAACCCCGUGUAACUCUGACACCGAUCAUGAUCCUGCUCUUGGUUACUUGAACAUGACUUUGAGUGCAGCAAGCCAGUACGAAAUCGCUAAGUGGAAAGCUUAUGAUGAUUCAGUAGGAAAUUUCUGCGAGUGUGAUGAUAAAGAUGUGGAAGCUGAAUAUAUUGAUUUAUCUUUAAAUCCAGAGAGAUAUACAGGCUACAAAGGCGACUCAGCACAUAGAAUUUGGAGAAGCAUUUAUCAGGAGAAUUGUUUUCGUCCUAAAUUGAAUCCAUAUCAAUCAUUUCCAUAUGUAUUGAGUUCAGAUUUAGGCAAUAUGUGCCUCGAAAAGAGAGUAUUUUACAGAGCAGUAUCUGGUUUACAUUCUAGUAUUAAUAUCCAUUUAUGUUCAAAGUUUUUACUAUCAGAAAAAAAGUUAGGUUUUGCAGCUCCACCUGAAGGUGAAUGGGGACCAAAUUUGGCCGAGUUCCAACGUCGUUUUGAUCCAUCACAGACAUUUGGGGAAGGUCCAAAUUGGCUAAAGAAUUUAUACUUUGUAUAUUUGCUUGAAAUGCGUGCUAUAGCAAAAGCCGGGCCUUAUUUAGAACGAGAGGAUUAUUUCACUGGUAACCCUAUAGAGGAUGAGGAGACUAGAGACGCUAUACGUAAUAUGAUAGGUGUUAUAUAUACAUUUCCUGACCACUUCAAUGAGUCUUCAAUGUUUAAUGGUGGUAGUCAGGCUGGGAAGUUGAAGCAAGAGUUCCGUGAUCACUUUUGGAACAUUUCACGUAUUAUGGAUUGCGUUGGAUGUGAUAAAUGUAAACUGUGGGGUAAGCUGCAGACUCAGGGGUUAGGGACAGCACUCAAAAUCCUCUUCUCAGGUCAGUGGGACAGUUUUGAAGGAGAUCCUGAUCAAGGCAAGCUAAUAUUGAGGCAUAAGUCCCAUAAACGUUUACAACGGACAGAAAUAGUUGCAUUAUUUAAUGCAUUUGCUAGACUAUCGAAUAGUAUCAGAGAACUCGAGAACUUCAGGAAUAUGCUCAGCUCUCAAACAGAAACGCAGAAGAAGAGCAUAUUUGGGAAUGUUCCAGGCGACGUGGGCGACAAAAAGGAACUAUGUUCGGGCGGAGCGAAACCAAAAAUAUGGAGUUAAAUAAUGACGCAAGGUUUCAACUUGUAGUAUAACUUUAACAAAGUGUUGACGUAUAGUUAUGUAUCUUCGACACUUUCUCUUGACUCAAGAUUCAUGUCAGACGGUAUUCGUUUAGUGUGAAACGAUUAUAUAAUUUUAUAACUUGAAUGAAAUUUUUAGCUUUUAGCUUUUGCUGUAAUCUUUUGUAUUGUUAUUUAUCAAAAACGGUAUAGCUUGUGGUUUUUUUUUCGGUUUUAAUGAAAAAAAUAUUACUCUCGUGCCGGCUCGGUGGACCGAAAAAACCUAUUUUAACCACGGAAAACAAUUAAACUCAAGUUAUCUUAAUUGGAAAAGUCAGAGCCUUUAUUUAUCAAACAUACUAAUUAAUAGUCGUUUUACUAACAAAAAAUAUAUCAAGAAUCGGCACCUUUUGUAUUUAUUUAAAUUUAGAAUUUAUGUAUCUUGCAUGAUACAUAUAAUAAAACGCCAUUAUUUUAGUAUUAUUAUUUUCUCGUUACACAACAAAAGUUUAUAUUUAGAUCGCAGAUUAUGAUACAUUAUCAUCACAGUUUUAAAACCAGUGAAUAAGUUUUACGAGAUAAAGCUAUAAUUCACAGGAAAUAAAAAUGGACAAUAUUUUUUUAGUUUUUUUUCUUAUUUUUGUAUUUAGAUUUCCAUAUUCAAAAUCUCUGAAGUAAUUAACAUUACAAUAUGGAUGUGAUGUAAAACAAGUGACGUCACAUGUACGCCUACUUCGUAACGAAAUGUUUACUGGCCGUUUGUCUAUUGGGCCACGUGUGGAAAUUUGUUUUGCAAAUGAACAACAUACGCUCGUAUACAAUUUUGGCUUUAUCUUGCAAUUGCCAUUUCUCUUUACAUUGUUUCGUCAUUUGAAUUUGUUUUUAAAUGAAUAGGCGUAUUAAUUAGCAUACGUCUAGACACAUAUAUGGAUUGUUCCUUUAGUAAAAAAUAUUUUUAGUUAAUUUUCUAUUUACAAUACGAAUUAAAAAUAUAUUUAUUAAAUUACUUAAUUUUCUUCUAGUCAUGUAACGUUGGUGAGCUACGAUAAAAUUUUACAAUAGUAGUUUUUUUUAUAUAAUACAGCUAAAGACUCAUACUUAAAGAGCCUAAAUAAAAUUUCAGAAAUGGAACACUUGUUCGCUUACCGUUUUUCUUAUAAGAUUAAUAUAUUAAUGACUAAAGUUCAAUCGUAUAAGGUCUUACUGCGUCACUUGACUAAUUCCUUUAGCUGUAUUUUAUUAAUAAGUAAUGUAAUCAAUUAUAAUCGACACGGUAUUUUGGGUAAAUUUUUUGUAUAAUGCUGUUAUUAAUUCUGAUAAAGAUAUUUUUUAAAAACAGUUUAAACUUAAAGUAACAAUAGUACUGGAAUGUAUUACGAGUAUUGGAUACGUCACAAAUGUUUUAUAAGUAUAUAUAAAUAUAUAUGUAUAAAUGUUUUUAUUUAUCUGAUGUUUAAAAUGUGAAUAAGUUUCCUUUUUUUUAAAUGCACUUUUUAAUUUACGGUUUUACAAUAUGUUUUCGACUUUUUGUCUUGUUUUAAAAUAAGAAUAUUAAAUAUAGAUACACUAAUGAUGUAUUGUGAAAUAAUGAUUAAUUGUAAACGCAACCGAGUGUCGUCAUGUUGAAUCACAAUAUCGAUAUUGAGUCGAUUGAAAUUAUUAUAAUUUUUUAAAGGAUAGUAGGAUACAUUUAUGAAUAUGUCAGAUACUUGUUUGAAUAUCGUAAUAUCAGUUACUCUUCUACUAUUCGUAAGCAAAACGAAACGUUUUUUGAAAAUAUUAUAUAUUCUUGUAAUUAACGAGUUAUAUAAGUAUUAGUUAUAUAAUACAAAUAGUUUAAUUUAUAAUGAAAAGUGUUUGUAAAUAUUGAAUGUUUUAUGUAAAUCGAGGUUUAAUUUAAUAUAUCGAUUGUAAUAAUAAAAGAUGUAGGUCAUGUGAAAGCAUGCAUUACACAUUUUUAUACCAAUUAAAAUUCUCCUUUCCGUGUUAAGAAGUGUAAUGUAGUCGAGUUAUUUACCUAUAGUAGUGUUUUUACAUUAGCAAUUAUAAUAAGAAUGUCUGUGAUUGUUUAAGGUCUAUCAAUUAACAGAAAAUAACAUGACAAGAUUCUUUAACGGUUUUUUUUUUAUUAAUAAACUUUUAAAUU